GACUGCUGCUGCAGCUGCUGCUGCUGCUGUUGUUGUUGUUGUUUAUUCUGGAAGUGGAGGGGAGAGGAAGGCGGCAGUUUUGAAAACAGUUUGAACAUUGACUAAGAAAUGCCUGCCUAACCUAUCUAUAUCUAUAUACAGAGAGAGGCCUGCAAACAAAAAAAACACACCAAUAAGUUUUGCCAAACAAAACAACAACAUAAACAAUUUGUGUGUUUAUUUUAGCCUUUCUCGUUUGUCAUCUUCCAUUUGUUUCUCUUUCCAUUGUUCCCCAUUUGUUACAUUCCUCCAUCUUCAUCGCUUCUCUUUCCGUCUCUCUUGUUGUCUGUCUGUCUGUUUCUCUCUUUUUAUUUUUUGUUUUUUCUUCUGUAUUCAUUCAUUCUUUCAUUCCUUAAUAGCAACCCACAGCCCAAUCAAUGGGUUUUCUUCAACCACCAUCAUUCAUUUUUUAUCGUGUCCUCCUCCCAAGAUUCCAUAUCUUUCGUCUAAGAUCACUCUGUUCUUUCUUUGCCUUGAAAUUCUUCUCUUCCCUGUUUACUCAAGGAAAGAUACCAUUCUAGAUUAUGCUUGUUUUCUUGACAAACAAUCUCACAGAACAAGUUGCGGUGCUGAGAAAGAUAUUAGUCAUACUGUAAAUGGCAAUGUCAUUAGAGGAGCUUCUUGCUGAGGAAGGGUUCACAGGGAGGAGGUCGAAAAUGUCGGCGAGAACUUCCUUCAGAUCAGAAGCAGCAAGUAUGCCACAUUACUCAAAUCGAUACCAAGAUAAAUCAAGCUCUUCAUCACGUGUCAAAAAGACUGAGAGGGCAAAGUCUGAUUUACCUCGGUAUGGUUUGAGAGAUGAAUUACCAACAAGUGAUAGACUAAAGGGACGAAGACCAAGGGAUAAUCUUAUAACAAGAGAGAAAUCAGAUAAAGGAUUGAAAAAAGAAACUAGAGAGAAAUUUGAAAGAGUUUCAAAUGAUUUUAACAGAAUUAGUUUUGAUUCAUCAAAAGACUUUCAAGGUAGUGAGAUUGUUGAGAUUGGCGUGGAAGAUGGUAAGGGUUAUAAAGAUACAUAUUCAAACGAAAUGUAUAGCCCUGGGAGAAGUAAAAGUAAAUAUUCUGGUGGCGUUGGGGAAAGGGAGAGGCCCAAAAGCAGGUCAGGGAAGGAUAUAGAGGUAGAUAAGGGGUGCGGGAACAAAUCUAAAAACCAUGUGCUUGGGCGUAUGAGUUAUAGUGAUAAUUAUAGGAAAAGCUUGAAAAAACCUGAGAACUCAUACAGUCGAUCUAAUAGUUCACAAAACAGCAAAAGCAUUGAUGACAGCAGGCGUCGAAGGCAAGCUGAGAUUGGGCAGAAUGUUGUUGAACCUGCUCUUGAUGAAGCUGCGGUCCGAGCCUUGAUAUCUAUCUUGAGUGGGUAUAUCAAACACUUUCUCAAAGAUAAGGAUUUCCGUACAGCACUCCAUCACAAUUGUUUUGCUUCACUUAACAUUGUUGAAUUAGAAGAAGGCCUUAUGACUGAGAGCAAAGUCCUAUCCAAUCUUGAACAAGCCAUAGAAACAGUAGAAAGAGCUGCUGAGGAGCGUGCAAGUGCAAAAGAGUUGAAAAAAGCUUCACUGCAGCUUGGUGUGAUAACAGGUUUCAACUCAGAUGAUUUGAAAGAUGGUUUCACAUCUGGGAUUCCCAAUUCUAAGUUGUCAGCUUGUGCUCAUCUCUACCUCAGUGUGAUAUAUAAAUUACAGAAGAAAGACAGGAUAGCAGCAAAGCAUCUUCUGCAAGUUUUUUGUGAUUCACCGUUUCAGGCUAGAAUGAUGUUGUUGCCUGAGUUGUGGGACUAUUUGUUUCUUCCGCAUCUUUCCCAUUUGAAGGCGUGGUACAUUCAGGAAGCUGAUUCUCUAGCAGAUACACCAAGCAAGUCAAGGAAACUGAAGCUUCUUGAAAAAGUGUAUAAUGAAAUUAUGGAUUCUGGAACGUACCAGUAUGCAUUUUAUUACAAGGAUUGGCUCACAGAGGGUGUUGAAGCUCCUUCCAUUCCCUCCAUCCACAUCCCUUCCAUAUCUGUUCGAGGAAUUCAGAAGGAAUAUCUACAGAGCCACUCUGUUCAGGAAGUUCACCAGGAGCGUUGGUUUGGCCACUCUCUGGAUGUAGGAAGUCCUACUGGUCCCUUUUCACCUCAGCCUAUGGUCAGUAAAAGAUUAUAUGAAGCUGUUUUUGGCCAUUCAAACAAACCAGGAGCUAAUGAAGUUGUGGAACAUUAUAAAGGGUCAGAAAACUUUGACACUACUAGUAUAAGCUCUGAUGGUUCUGCUAUUGAAGACAAACAAGCAUUGACAUGCUCUUCUGGAAAGGUUAAGCAUAUGGAUCAAGAUAUUGAACGAGAUAAUGCAUUCCAUCCUGAAGAUGGAGUAAUAGCUGAGGCGUGGAGAUUGCAUAGUGAUAGUGCUCUAGGUGAAGGUGAUGCAAAUGACAACUUUGGUAACUCUUCACCAUAUCCAGAAAAUCCAGAAAUCACCCAAAUAUUACAUGGACAUCCACACACAAAAGAAAAUGAGCUCACACUCAAAAGACUAGCCAAGGCUGUUUUUGAUCUGCAACACACUGAGGGACCUCUUGACCUCACGGAUUCCACUUUUUUGUCACAGACGGAGAAUGUUGAUUCUUUUGCAAAUUCAAUCAAAACAAUGUCCUCCGAUGAAGAGUUAAAUGGUAAUUUUGAAAACAUUGAUGAAGAAUCCUCUUGCUCAAGCAUACCCCGGGAUUUUAUAUGCCCUCUCACUGGACUUUUAUUUGAAGACCCUGUGACCUUGGAGACUGGCCAGACCUUCGAGCGAGCAGCUAUCACAGAAUGGUUUAACCAGGGAUAUAGAACAUGCCCAGUGACAGAGAAAACACUGGAAAUUCAAUCUGUGCCACAUACCAACUUCAUUUUGAAGCGAGUUAUUGAUAGUUGGAAAUCAGUACGUUGCAGGCAUCUGUUGGCCUUUGCCUCUCAACAAGAAGGAGAACACAGACCUAAACUUGAGGCUGAAAGAGCUGCCUUCAUAUUACAGCACCUUCUAACUUCUUUUAGUAAAGAGGAAAGAAUAACAAAUGCCAAGCUGCUUAUGUCUCUAGGAGGCCUGCAGUUUCUAGUUCGAAGGUUUGAUUCUGGAAACUUGACGGAGAAGACAACCGUGGCUGCAUUAUUUUCCUCUUGUAUAGAAGCAGACAAUGGCUGCAGAAAUUACAUAGCUAGGAACAUUAAGAAACCAUGUCUUCUUGAGCUAAUCCACAGCAACCAGGUUAAAUCAAGAGAAAAUGCAGUGUUGCUGCUGACAGAACUAAUAUGCCUGGACAGGAGGAAAGACGUUAAUUUUUUUUUAAGUGGCUUUCAGAAUGAGGGAAUGCUGGAUACAAUGCAUGUUUUACUCGUUUAUCUCCAGAGCUCUCUGCCUGAGCAAAGACCCUUGGUUGCUGUUCUCCUUUUACACUUAGAUCUUCUGGUUGAACCUCGGAAAUACAGCAUAUAUAGGGAGGAGGCGGUUGAUGCCAUUACUGUGGCUUUGGAUGGCAGCUUAUACAAUGAGAAGAUCAGAGCAAAGUGUUGUAGAGCGCUCCUAAUCUUGGGAGGUCGUUUCUCUUCCUCUGGGAAGAUAAUGAUAGAGGAUUGGAUCUUAAAGCAAACUGGAUUUCUUGUUGGUUCUGAUCCGAAUUCUCUUGAAAAUGAAGAAGAUGGUGUAUUAGUUGAUGAAAUUAUUCCAUCAGAUGAUGAAGAGGAGGAAAGGGAAGACUGGUUGAGGAUUUUGUCAGCAUCACUUAUUGGUGACGGGAAGAAAUCAUUUUUGGAGAGUAUUUCCAAGUGUUUAGGUUCUGGAAGCUUGGAUUUGGUGAGGGUGUGUCUAACCACAGUGGCAUGGUUAAGCUCUGCACUUGCUUCAUUAUCUGAUGCAGAGUUCCAGCUUCCUGCCUUCUCAGCUCUCAUCUCUCAGCUGAAAGAAAGACUGGAAAAUGGUGACCUGGUUGAGCACAAGAUUCUUGCUUCUAUGUGUCUGCUUAAUUUCAGCAAAAUUCCAGAAUGCAGGGUCCUGUUGAUGACAAUUGCAGAGGAACUUGCGGUUCCUCUGAGAAGCCUUGCAGAAGUAACCUGGACAGCAAAAGAGCUUUAUGCUACCAUUUCCGGAGGAGAUUCAUAAUUUGAAAUUGAAAGCAUAUUGGAAACUGUUGACCUCCUUGAGGAUUCUUAACAAUACCUCUGCCGUCCAUUUCAGUGAAAUUUGGUGUCGUUUAUUUUUUCCUUCUGGAACUGUAUUGUCAAAUAUCCAGAAGACUUGCUAAAUUUGUGGUGUAAAGGUGAUCAAUAAUGUCGGCAUUACAAAGCUUGGAUCGGGAAUAUCGUUCGAAUGUAAGGAGAUCUGAAAAGUAUCCUAGGGAGUUCAUCUCUUUCCAUUUUCUGUGCAAUCAUCUGGCUUGGAGUUUUUGGGACAUUGAUGGCUUAGAUAAAAAGGCUUAUGGUUGUUAGUGACUCAAGAGAUAGUUGUGUAUACCUUUCCAAUUUUUACUAUUGAAAUUUGUUUCAUGUAGUGUCACUUUAUUUUGUGUUCUUGAGUUGUGGUGUAGUGAUGUGUACGACACAGUUUGUCACUUGGGCUAUGGUUAGUGAUUUUUUUUGGAAGCACGAUCCAUUUACUUUUUGAUGGUAUCAAUGGAAAUUUAACUGCAUUGCUUUUU
Messenger RNA from Camellia sinensis, 4686 nucleotides. RefSeq names its product putative E3 ubiquitin-protein ligase LIN-1. Lineage: Eukaryota; Viridiplantae; Streptophyta; Magnoliopsida; Ericales; Theaceae. Gene Ontology annotation, molecular function: ubiquitin-protein transferase activity. The record is from RefSeq and is a predicted model, not a curated record. Gene Ontology annotation, biological process: protein ubiquitination.